CAGCCGCCCCCUCGGGCCCGAGCAGUGCCCAGCGGCGCGCGUUCGCGUCUGCGCAGUGGCGCGCGUUGGGCGGCCGCGGCCGCGGACGAGGGCGCGCCGCCGAGAGGAGGCUGCCCUAUGCAGUUUGCCCGCCUGGCGCGAAGCCGCGCGGCCCUGGCGCCGGCGGCGCUCCUGGGCCAGCACCUCGGCCACCGGGGCCAGCCGGCGACCUGCCACGAGGAAAGCAGCUCCUCGAGCAGCGGAGUGGCCCCGCUGCUACGGGUCUCGUACAUGUCCACAAUGCGCGGCGAUGCGGCGUCGGCCAGAAAGGACAUCGAGAGGAUCGUGGAGCAUUCCAUCCCCGCCAACCAGAAGGCCCAGCUGUCGGGGCACAUGUGCUACGACGCGCGGCUGAAGACCGUGUGGCAGGUGAUCGAGGGGCGGGGGGACCUCGUCACCGAGAAGUGGAAGAGGAUACGAGCUGACGCCCGUCAUGCCAUCGACGAGGACACGGUCAGCGUCGAGCCGGUGGAGGACCGGAGAUAUCCCGUCGGGUGGGGCUUGCGGUUCACCACCUUCGACGACGCGUUGCCUAUCUCGCCGAGGGCGAGCGAAAUUGGCGGCCGCAAGCACGAGGUCGAGGUGCGCGACGGCCAGCUGAUGCAGCUGGCGUACAAGUCCACGGUGGUGGAGCACCACGGCGAGGAGAUGCACACGAUCAAGAAGGUUGUCCCGCACGCGAUGCUGAACAAUGCCAAGAAGAGCAUCACUGGGUGGAUGCUCUACAACGACCGGACGCUCACCGUCUACCAGAUCCUGGAGGGGCCGAGGGACGCCGUGGAGGGCCUCUGGAGCAGGAUAAGCCAGGACCCCCGCCACGUAGUCAUCGCGGACAGCGUUCACAGGCGGACCAUCGACUUCCGAGAGUUUCCGAACUGGUCCAUGGCCAUGGACGAGGUCGAGCAGCCAGCGUGGGCCACGCAGGGGUACUGA
Prorocentrum cordatum is the source of this 972-nucleotide messenger RNA. The record is from the annotation of a GenBank genome assembly. NCBI's taxonomy places the organism in Eukaryota, Dinophyceae, Prorocentrales, Prorocentraceae.